Molecule: messenger RNA, 628 nt
Organism: Tauraco erythrolophus (red-crested turaco)
Lineage: Eukaryota; Metazoa; Chordata; Aves; Musophagiformes; Musophagidae
Source: RefSeq, a predicted model, not a curated record
UUCGGUUGUCCUUUGUAGAAUGAAGACCAUUCUCAGCAACCAGACUGUUGACAUCCCCGAGCAAGUCACCGUUUCACUGAAGGGCCGGACGGUCAUUGUAAAGGGCCCCAGAGGAACCUUGCGAAGGGAUUUUAACCACAUCAAUGUGGAGCUGUCCCUCCUGGGAAAGAAACGCAAGAAGCUACGUGUUGACAAGUGGUGGGGUAACAGAAAGGAGCUGGCAACAGUUCGCACAAUUUGCAGCCAUGUACAGAACAUGAUAAAGGGUGUUACACUGGGCUUUCGUUACAAGAUGAGGUCAGUGUACGCUCACUUCCCAAUCAACGUGGUUAUACAGGAUAAUGGCUCGCUUGUGGAAAUCCGAAACUUCUUGGGAGAGAAGUACAUUCGCCGAGUGCGUAUGAGGCCAGGUGUUUCCUGUGCAGUAUCUCAAGCCCAGAAAGAUGAGCUGAUCCUUGAAGGGAAUGACAUCGAAUUGGUUUCCAAUUCAGCUGCCUUGAUCCAGCAAGCCACUACGGUCAAGAACAAGGAUAUCAGGAAAUUCUUGGAUGGUAUCUAUGUCUCUGAGAAAGGAACAGUACAGCAGGCAGAUGAGUAAAGCUCUUUAACAGUUGUCUGGAUCCUGAAA